This is a messenger RNA of Adineta ricciae, 435 nucleotides long. The record is from the annotation of a GenBank genome assembly. Lineage: Eukaryota; Metazoa; Rotifera; Eurotatoria; Adinetida; Adinetidae.
AUGUCUUUUACAUUUGUAGCUUUUGCCUACCUUGCUGCACUCAUACUUACAGCAUUACUUAUCUUUUUCGCCAUAUGGCACAUUAUUGCAUUCGAUGAAUUAAAAAAUGAUCACAAAAAUCCGAUUGAACAAUGCAAAUCUUUGAAUCCGUUGAUUAUACCGGAAUACGCGACGCACGCAUUCAUUAAUUUACUAUUUCUAUUCGGCGGUCAAUGGUUUACACUCUUUCUCAAUAUGCCAUUGAUUGCUUUUCAUAUCAAUAAAUUUCGCAACCGUCCAGUCAUGAGUGGAUUUGGUAUUUAUGACCCCACAAGUAUAAUGAACGCUCAAACAUUGAAUUCUCUUCAACGUGAAGGAUGGAUCAAACUUGGUUUUUAUGUGAUUACGUUUUUCUACUACCUUUACGGAAUGAUUGCUGAAUUAAUUCGUGAUUAA